ACGAGAUUAAGAAAGAGAGAAACGUAGGAUCCCCGGAUACACUCUCACACUCUCACUCAUGGACGCUCUCGCACUCUUCUGCACAGGAGCUCUCAUAGCCGGUGGCAUCUACUGGUUCGUUUGCAUUCUCGGUCCAGCCGAGCAGAAGGGAAAACGGGCUGUAGAUCUCUCCGGUGGCUCCAUCUCAGCCGAGAAAGUCCAAGAUAACUACAAACAAUACUGGUCUUUUUUCCGCCGCCCCAAAGAGAUCGAAACAGCCGAAAAAGUCCCUGAUUUCGUCGACACAUUCUACAAUCUAGUCACCGAUAUUUACGAGUGGGGAUGGGGCCAGUCCUUCCAUUUCUCUCCUUCCAUCCCUGGAAAGUCCCACCUUGAAGCCACGCGCCUUCACGAGGAGAUGGCCGUGGAUCUGAUUAAUGUCAAGCCUGGAGAUCGAAUCCUGGAUGUUGGAUGCGGCGUCGGUGGUCCUAUGCGUGCUAUCGCUGCUCAUUCACGCGCUAAGGUGGUCGGUAUCACAAUCAACGAUUAUCAAGUGAAUCGUGCGCGUAUGCACAACAAGAAAGCUGGGUUAGAUUCACUUUGUGAAGUUGUUCAAGGGAAUUUCCUUGAGAUGCCGUUUCCGAGGAACCACAUUGUUGUAACAAUACUUUCUGCUUUGGGGAUUGCUCCCAAAGGGACUGUCGAUGUUCACGAGAUGCUGUUCAAGACAGCUGAUUAUCUUACAAAGGGUGGUGAUACUGGGAUUUUCACUCCUAUGCACAUGAUUCUCUGCAGAAAACCUGAGAAGAAGACAGAAGAAACCUCAAAUUCUUAGUCUCUAGUCUGAUUGGGUAAUAAUCAAAGAUUCCCUGGUAUUUUUAUGUUUCAGCAACUCAUGUUCUACCUCCUUUGUGACUUUCUAGUUCUUUUUUCCUCUUCAUUUUAGGGUUUCCCCCCCCCUAGUUAAAUCCUCUUAUCUUCGUAUUUUUGUUCUUAAAUUUCGUGGCUGGAUCUUUGUUUUUUUUCUACUGUUAUUAUGGCGACGGUGAAGAAUCCAAAGGUCAAGAUUAUUGUUAUCUAGAUUUUCAUUAUUUUUUUAUCAUUCA
Populus euphratica (Euphrates poplar) is the source of this 1085-nucleotide messenger RNA. RefSeq names its product 24-methylenesterol C-methyltransferase 2-like. The record is from RefSeq and is a predicted model, not a curated record. Bases 59 to 814 code for a protein of 251 amino acids. The transcript has a single exon. Lineage: Eukaryota; Viridiplantae; Streptophyta; Magnoliopsida; Malpighiales; Salicaceae. Gene Ontology annotation, biological process: steroid biosynthetic process. Gene Ontology annotation, molecular function: methyltransferase activity.